AUGAGUAGAAUGGACAGCCGCCUACUUAGCCUUGCCAAAUUUCAUAUCUUCUGUACUCUGUCACUAGCUGCAAUCAUCUUCAUCAUCUAUGCCGAUAGCAUCAUCUAUAAUGACUCCGAAAAAUCGGUUGAGUUGAAUGAUAAAGCUCCUUCUCCAGUGCUGCUGCAGACUCAUAGUUCUGCAGGCCAUUUGAUCAAGUCUGAUAUAAAUCGCAUAGCCCUGCGUUCCAUGCAGGAAGAGACCCUUGAGGUUGGUAGAGAAAGUCCUCUUGUUCCUCCUUUCAAUGCCACAGAAGAGGAAAGAAUCGCUUGGUUUCGGAGCAAGCUACCCGAAUUUGAGAUUUUCAAAUCAGACAAGUUUGCAAGGCAAUUCCACGGUCGUGUUCUGGAAUUCUUUAACAAGUGUGAGGGGCAGUUCUUUAUGACAUGGAUUUCACCAGUGAGGUCCUUUGGAAGCAGAGAGUUUUUGUCCAUGGAGAGUCUUUUCAGAGCCCACCCUCGUGGAUGCUUGAUGAUUCUCUCGAGAACUAUGGACUCCCGACGUGGUUACAGAAUUCUGAAACCGCUGCAGGAUCGCGGGUUCAAGGUUCAUGCAGUGACACCAGACUUAUCAUUUCUGUUCAAGAACACCCCAGCUGAAGCCUGGUUUGCUGAAAUGAAGGGAGGCAAAAAAGACCCUGGUGAGAUCCCAUUAGCCCAGAAUCUGUCUAAUUUGAUGAGGCUUGCAAUUCUAUACAAGUAUGGAGGUGUUUACUUAGACACAGAUUUCAUAGUUUUGAAUUCAUUCUUGGGGUUGCGAAACUCAAUCGGUGCACAAAGUGUGGAUGUGGCAUCUAAAAACUGGACUAGGCUAAAUAAUGCAGUUCUGGUGUUUGAUAUGAAUCAUCCCCUUCUGUACAAAUUCAUGGAGGAAUUUGCCUUGACUUUUGAUGGGAAUAAAUGGGGGCACAAUGGUCCCUAUCUGGUGUCCAGAGUGGUCCAGAGGGUGCAAAACCGACCAGGUUACAACUUUACAAUUCUACCCCCUAUCGCCUAUUACCCCGUCGAUUGGAAUAGGAUUGGGGGGCUGUUUAAGAAGCCAGGAAGCCAAGCUCAUUAUCGAUGGGUAAAAGCAAAGCUGCUUCAGCUCAGCAGGGAGACUUAUGGGGUACACUUGUGGAACAAGCAAAGUAGCCGAGUCGCGAUCGAAGAAGGAAGCAUUAUGCAGAGAUUAAUCUCCGAUCAUUGUGUCAUUUGCAGUGACAUAUACAGUUCUUAA
Molecule: messenger RNA, 1257 nt
Organism: Prunus armeniaca (apricot)
Lineage: Eukaryota; Viridiplantae; Streptophyta; Magnoliopsida; Rosales; Rosaceae
Source: the annotation of a GenBank genome assembly